Akanthomyces muscarius is the source of this 978-nucleotide messenger RNA. RefSeq lists its product as uncharacterized. Gene Ontology annotation, molecular function: protein binding. The transcript has 4 exons. The record is from RefSeq and is a predicted model, not a curated record. Lineage: Eukaryota; Fungi; Ascomycota; Sordariomycetes; Hypocreales; Cordycipitaceae. Bases 1 to 978 code for a protein of 325 amino acids.
AUGGGCAAAACCCAGGCUCGAUUGCUAGACAGUCCAGACAUGGGCGAUCUUGCCGCCGUGCGCAUCGGCCUGUAUCUCCCUGGCGAUGUCAUUAAAGUUGCGCGGAGACUCAAGCAGGAUUUCGAUGUGAAGCAUCCGUUUGGCACGGUAAUGGACCCUACGCGAAAGGCUGCCAUGACGGGAAACCAAGACUUUACCAGACAUGAUCGAGGGCGAUUUGAAGAAGGUGAAGACCGCGACGAUGCUACCUGGGAGCACUACGGAUACAAGUCAUGGCAAGUAGUUGUCGGGUGGGCGGGCAAUAAAACCCAGUGGGACGAGGAUCUCCAAGCUAUGGCAAGGCUAUUCAGUCCGCUCAAGGUGGAGAUUCAAGUCGGAACGGUAGUCACACAAGCCUGGGCGGAGGUGCAGCACAACAUCAUCUACAAACAGCCCAAGGACAUUCGGGUGACGAAUACUAUGAAGCGCAUGAUUGACGCCACCAAUGGCAUGGCAAUCACGACAGACAUAAUCCUCAGGGAGCUAGAGCGCAGCUAUGACGAGGCAAAAGCCGAAGCUGAGGCCCGGCGACAACGUGAUAGAGAGCAGCCAUUGUGGAGCCUCUUGGAAUAUUGCAAAACCGACGACGAAAUCAAGGCAAAGGAAAUUAUUGACAGCGGCUUUGACUUAGGCACGAAAAUGGCGCCUGGCGAUCUCUGUGUGGUCUUGAGACGCCAGCCCUCGAGGGGUAGAGCAGAUAUGGUGAAGGAGCUGCUGUGCAGUAUCGACGUUGACGUCUUGGACAUUUCCCUUGGUACGGCGCUUCUUCAGGCUUGCGAGUCGGGCCACGUCAGUGUUGUGAAGGAGCUUCUUCACCACGGUGCUGAUAUAACCAUCCUGAAUAUCUUUAAACAAACAGCGUAUGAUGUGGCCAAGGAGAAUGGUCAUGUGACUAUACUGGACCUGCUAGAGGCAUUUCCUCGAGGGAAACUAGCAUGA